This is a messenger RNA of Magallana angulata, 1515 nucleotides long. Its product is annotated as G-protein coupled receptor 22-like. Gene Ontology annotation, cellular component: membrane. Lineage: Eukaryota; Metazoa; Mollusca; Bivalvia; Ostreida; Ostreidae. The record is from RefSeq and is a predicted model, not a curated record. Gene Ontology annotation, molecular function: G protein-coupled peptide receptor activity. The transcript is spliced from 2 exons. The coding region runs from base 123 to 1289 and encodes 388 amino acids. Gene Ontology annotation, biological process: neuropeptide signaling pathway.
UUAAAGAGAAAGCUACAGGACACACGUUUGACAAUACUUGACUUGGAUGCUGGAUUUCAUGUGAAUCCUGAUUCUAUUGAGAUAAACGCACACGCCUAGAUGCUAGCAUUUUUGUUUAACAAAUGACCAAUCACAUACGUAUAACUUGCGAUCUUUUGCCACUUAAAUCAGUCAUGACUGGGAGCUCCGCGACACACAUUCCAUCAGAAAAUCAGAUUGUUGUGACUAUGUUAUCAAUUUUCUCUGUCAUCGGGGGCAUUGGUAACGGUGUGGUACUCUGUGGAAUUGCGAAAAUACAUAGAGAUAAACACCACAUAUUCUUGAUUCAAAAUCUUGCUUGCAUUGACCUUUUGACUUGCAUUAUAACAAUACCUGCAACUGUUGCUAUGGAAUUAGUAAACUUUCAUGUACCUUUUACCUCACUGUGCAGGAUAUAUCACUUCUUAACGAACUCCACCAUUCCUCUCUCGGUAUUUUUGAUGACGACCAUUGCAAUCGAGAGGUACUUUUGCAUUUGUAAAAACGUCAACCAAGUAAUUAUCAAAUCCACAUUAAAGAAAGUGCUUAUUUGCAUACUUUUCGUGUCUUUAUCAACUGGGAUACUGUGUUCUCUGAACUAUGGAACUUUUCUUAUUCCUACUGGUGAAGAAAAUACGUUGUCAUUGAUGGGAAAUUCAAGAAAUGUUAAUGUGAUGUGUUUGCCGAAUUCAACAUCACUUGCUGAGGAAUUCGCCAAUGCUACAAAUAAUAAAGACAGUAUUGUUUGUGGCCUUACUCAGGAAUUUGGAUUAUCUUAUCAUCAUAUCACAGAGAAGAUAUAUUCAUCAAUGUUUGCCAUUUGUGGUAUAACUAUAGUCUGUGUUUACAUACGGAUAUAUUGUUUUUUGCUAGGCCAUCGCACGCGCAUUAGAAAAAACACUGAAAGGACAGAGGGAAGCAAUUGUUGCUCCGACAAAGUGAGUCGAACGAACGGGAAAACUUCAAAACGUUUAACAAGAUGUCAGUUGCUAGAAAUGUCAUCGUUAUAUAGGUCGUCAUAUAGGUCGAAGCAAAAGCACCGACAUACAAGGUACUUCAAAUCAGCAGUAGUCUUCUCUGGUGUUGCUUUUGUUUUCAUUUGUGCGUUUUUACCAGCGUGGAUGAUGAAACUGAAAGUCAUUGAGUUCAAUGUUUAUGUGUUCUACCUUUACUUUGUAUACACUGUGUGUAAUCCUUUCAUAUAUGGUUUCAUAAAUCCAACAUUCAUGACAGCAAUACGGAAAACAGCUGGUCUUGUCUCCAAUACUUGAUGUUAGCAAGUACAUGUACGUUGUAUAACUAAGCAUUCCACUUUUUUCGGGGGGGGGGGGGUUGUGGUAGAAAGUUGUAUCAACUUGUGGUGUACUGUUGCAAAUAAAAUUUUAAAAAAUGAAAGUUGGAUGAAAAAUUCAGAAGAUUAGAAGUAAUUUAUGUUGUACAAAUUUCGAGAUGGUAUCAAUUACUUAAUAUUUGCUAAUAAAAUGUGAAUUGAGUUGU